Messenger RNA from Mauremys reevesii (Reeves's turtle), 1194 nucleotides. It is a transcript of the gene HOXC9, whose product is annotated as homeobox C9. Gene Ontology annotation, cellular component: nucleus. Gene Ontology annotation, molecular function: RNA polymerase II cis-regulatory region sequence-specific DNA binding; DNA-binding transcription factor activity, RNA polymerase II-specific. The transcript has 2 exons. Bases 1 to 783 code for a protein of 260 amino acids. Gene Ontology annotation, biological process: anterior/posterior pattern specification; DNA-templated transcription; embryonic skeletal system morphogenesis. Lineage: Eukaryota; Metazoa; Chordata; Testudines; Geoemydidae. The record is from RefSeq and is a predicted model, not a curated record.
AUGUCGGCUUCGGGUCCCAUAAGCAACUAUUAUGUAGAUUCCUUGAUAAGUCAUGAAAAUGAAGAGCUGUUGGCAUCAAGGUUCCCAGCCACUGGCUCUCACCCUGCAGCAGCUAGACCUUCAGGAUUAGUACCGGACUGUGCCGAUUUUCCAUCCUGCAGUUUUGCCCCUAAACCGGCCGUUUUUACUACUUCCUGGGCUCCCGUGCAUUCUCAGUCUUCUGUGGUUUACCAUCCGUAUACCCACCAGCCUCACAUUGGGGCUGACACCAGGUAUAUGCGCACUUGGUUGGAACCCAUCUCAGGCGCGGUGUCCUUCCCUGGCUUCCCACCCAGCAGCAGGCAUUACGGGCUCAAGCCGGACGCUUUCCCCGGCCGAAGGGCGGAAUGUGGCCCGGUGGACGGGCGUAGUUAUCCGGAUUACAUGUACGGAUCCCCGGGUGAUCUCAGAGACCGAACUCCGCAGACUAUACCCUCUCCGGAAUCGGAGGCAGUCGCUUCGAGCAAACACAAAGAAGAAAAGAACGAAUUAGACCCUAGCAAUCCCGUGGCAAAUUGGAUUCACGCACGUUCCACAAGGAAGAAAAGAUGUCCUUAUACAAAGUAUCAGACCCUGGAACUGGAAAAAGAGUUUUUAUUCAAUAUGUACCUCACACGGGACCGGAGGUACGAAGUAGCCAGAGUUCUUAAUCUCACUGAACGCCAAGUCAAAAUCUGGUUUCAGAACAGGAGAAUGAAAAUGAAGAAAAUGAAUAAAGAAAAAACCGAUAAAGAACAGCAAUAAAGUUGGCAAAGUCAAAUCAAUGCAAGAGAAAGGAGGAGAGGGGAGGGAGGAAGGAGAUGCAGUUUCUUUGGUUCGAAAUGUUCUGACUUUGAAUGUGCUGAUCAGUGUUUAGAAUUAGUUAAACACAGCCAAGCGUUUGGGAGCACCAGGCUUUUAUAAAAUGCAACUAAAAUAAAAUGAUUUGUUUUGUCCUUUUCAGAAAACAAAAAAGAAAAGUACUUGAAUUUUUUUUUUAGUAUUUUAUUUCGUAAGUUAAACUUAUCCAGUGUUUUAUUUUUUUUAAGUUCAUGACUUUGUGAGUGCAUAUUUUGUACAAAAGAAAAUGAGGAAAAAAAAGGCUCAAAAAUGUUCUGUCAUAGUGUUGGUCUGGUGUACUUAUUUGUGUAUUUUAUUCCUGUCUCAGACCCGUUC